CACAAUUCUAGCCUCAUGGAAGCAGAAACGUGGCUUGAGGACGGCACCAAAUAUUUUUGACUUGUAUCUAUUUCGCCGCCAUUUCUCCAGGUCUCCACUAUAUAUAUGCAACGUCUUCUUCUCCAUUACCAUCCACAGCUCCACUUUUUCUUUCGAUACCCCCACUUUAUACCUUUUCCAAUAUAACUCUAUAUAACAAUGGGAAGAGCACCUUGCUGUGACAAAACUGGACUCAAGAAAGGUCCUUGGACUCCAGACGAAGAUCAUAAACUCAUUUCUUAUAUUCACCUUCAUGGACCCGGCAACUGGCGUACCCUCCCUAAGAAUGCUGGUCUUCAAAGAUGUGGAAAGAGCUGUCGUCUUCGAUGGACGAACUAUCUCCGACCUGAUAUCAGGAGAGGAAGGUUCUCUUUUGAAGAAGAAGAAACCAUUAUCCAGCUCCAUAGCUUUUUGGGAAACAAGUGGUCGGCUAUAGCUGCUCGCUUGCCUGGCAGAACUGAUAACGAAAUCAAGAAUUAUUGGAACACCCACAUAAGAAAAAGGUUCCUUAGGAAUGGAAUUGACCCUGUUACUCAUGCUCCUCGUUUGGAUCUACUUGACCUAUCCUCCAUUCUAAGCUCAGCUUUGUGCAAUCCAUCAUUUCUCAAUCUUUCAACCUUGUUGGGCACCCAACCAUUCCUAAACCCAGAAGUGCUGAGGCUAGCCUCUACUCUACAAUCACUAAAACAAGAGAAUCCCGAAUUGUUUUUGCAGUAUCUACAGGACGACCAGUUGCUUAGCAACUUGCCACUGCAAAACCAAGUCCCAUUAUCGCAUCAAUUUCAAAAUCAAGUUCAAGAAUCUAGUGCUCCAGUUUUAAGCCAAACUCAAAUCAUGCAAUCCAAUGCAGAAGGGUUUUCAUGCCAAAACUCUCAAGAAAACCUACUGGUGCCUUCAACUAUGACUGAUAGUUUCAUUACGCAGCCAAACUAUAUCUAUUGCAACACAGAAACUGCAGUGCCUGAUACGCUUCCGGAGAACUCAAUAUUCCAAUCAGGAAUCAAUGGAUACCAAAAUUACAGCACUGAAUCAGUUAUGCCAACGCCAUUAUCUAGUCCAGCUCCCUUGAAUUCUUCAUCUACAUUGCUUAACAGCAGCAGCAGCAGCACGGAGGAUGAGAGAGAAAGCUACUGCAGCAGCUUGUUGAAGUUCGAAAUUCCGGAGAGUUUGGACCUUGAUGAAUACUUGUUGUAAAUAAUUAAUGCACUGUAUACGAGAAAGAAACCUACACUGACUUUUGCUGUUUCGUGCUUCUUUUUCUUCCCUUAAUUUUCAUUUCCUUUUUCAUAUUUAUACAUACACAUAGGAGUGCUUGCUGCAUGUGCAGUUUUUGCUCUGGAUUUGUUGUAGUUGUUCAUAUAUAUAUAUAAAGAAUUCCUUGUAUUUUUUUCA
Messenger RNA from Ricinus communis (castor bean), 1431 nucleotides. RefSeq names its product transcription factor MYB102. The transcript has 3 exons. The record is from RefSeq and is a predicted model, not a curated record. The coding region runs from base 199 to 1233 and encodes 344 amino acids. Lineage: Eukaryota; Viridiplantae; Streptophyta; Magnoliopsida; Malpighiales; Euphorbiaceae.